AUGAAGCCCGCGCCAUCUUCCGUUCUGCAGGGGAGCAGACGACAUACACCAUGGAUGCUAGUGCUACAGCGAAGGAAAUCAAUAGGAGCUAGGAGGCUAGCAACACAAGUCGAACACUCGACGGCCUUCCCUGACGACAAACAAAGACACCAAGGCAAAGAGCGGGUCGUCAUCCUGGGCUCCGGCUGGGGGGGCUACAGUCUCUCGCGGCGGCUCUCGCCGAGCAAAUUCGCACCGCUGAUCAUCUCCCCGCGGUCGUACUUUGUCUUCACGCCGCUGCUUACCGAUGCAGCCGGGGGCUCGCUCGAUUUCUCGAAUAUCGUCGAGCCGGUCCGGGAUUGCAGGGCGCGGGUGGAUUUCAUCCAGGCGGCGGCGCGCGCGGUGGACUUCGACCGGAAGACAAUCCUCUGCGAGGCGACGGUCGUCAAGAGCGGGGUGACGGAGUCGCCGCGGACGGACGAGGCGGGAGGUGUCGUCAGCACGAUGGCCAAACGACGGUGGGAGGCGGGCGAGACGUUCACACUCCCCUACGACAAGCUGGUCAUCGCGGUGGGGACGGUCACCAAGACGUUUAAUACCCCGGGGGUGCGCGAGAACGCGCUCUUCUUCAAGGAUAUCGGGGACGCGCGGCGGGUAAGGCGGCGGGUGCGCGAGUGCUUCGAGCUGGCGGUGCUGCCGACGACGGCGCCGGAGAUGAGGAAAUGGCUGCUGCAUUUUGCGAUUGUUGGGGCCGGGCCGACGGGGACGGAGCUGGCGGCGUCGCUGCGGGAUUUCAUCUAUCGCGAUCUUAUGCGGCUGUAUCCCAACCUGGCGGGGAUCCCGCGCAUCACGCUGUACGAUGUUGCGCCGACGGUGUUGUCGAUGUUUGAUGAGCGGCUGGCGGCGUAUGCGAUGGAGACGAUGAAGAAGGAGGGGAUCACGAUCAAGACGUCACAUCAUAUGGACCCCAAGCGGUGUCUGACGCUGACUACCAAGGAGGAGGGGGAGGUGGGCGUGGGCAUGUGCGUGUGGGCGACGGGGAAUAAGAUGAACGAGUUCAUUCGCAACUCGUUGGAGGAGGUGGAUGUCUUUCCCUCUGCCUCGGCGGUGGCCAAGGGCGGGAAGAUCCAGGAAGAGAAUUCCUCCUGGAAGGUCAAGAAAGGCCCCAACGGCGCCCUGCUCGUCGACGGCCGGCUACGCGUGCAGCUGGCCAGUGACAACAACGGACAGACAGCCAUCCUCCGCGACGUCUUCGCACUCGGCGACAACGCCAUGCCUGAGACCGGGGCGCCCCCGGCGACGGCGCAGGCGACCUUUCAGGAAGCCAAGUGGCUGGCGGCGCGGUUGAACGCGGACGAUAUCGAGCAGGCACCGCCGUUCUCGUUCCGUAACAUGGGCACUCUGGCGUAUAUUGGCGAUGCGAGGGCGCUGAUGCAGCUGCCGCACGAGGACGGCAAGCGAUACAAGUAUCUCCCGCAUGGAUUGACAGGGCGCAUGGCGUGGCUGGUGUGGAACUCGGCGUAUCUGACGAUGAGUAUUAGCUGGCGGAAUCGGCUGCGGGUGGCGUUUCGGUGGUUGUUGAACAAUUUGUUUGGACGGGAUGUAUCUAGAUAUUGA
Messenger RNA from Aspergillus novofumigatus IBT 16806, 1596 nucleotides. Its product is annotated as putative pyridine nucleotide-disulfide oxidoreductase. The record is from RefSeq and is a predicted model, not a curated record. The transcript has 2 exons. Gene Ontology annotation, molecular function: NADH dehydrogenase activity. The coding region runs from base 1 to 1596 and encodes 531 amino acids. NCBI's taxonomy places the organism in Eukaryota, Fungi, Ascomycota, Eurotiomycetes, Eurotiales, Aspergillaceae.